GAAGAGGGCCUCGUCAAACUUGUAUCCCAUUCUUCUGUUCUUUAUACAACAAAAUGUGUUUUCAAUCAAUCAGUCAAUCCAGUUCAAAUGCAUAGGCCUAUUAAAGCUGUUGGUUUUCUUUGCUUUUUAACUUUUAGUCGAGCUGGUAGACCGUGCAUUGAUUUGCUAUUGUAAUGCACGAGUCUAUCUAGGUCACAUGCUGCGUGUAUUUAUUGAUGAGGAAAUACCACGAAACUACAACGUGUCCAGAGUAAUGGAACGCUGGGUGGGACGAGUUGUCUUGGUAACGGGAGCCUCUAUGGGAGUUGGUGACGCCACUGCUCGACUGCUAGCGUCACUCGGCAUGAAGGUGGUAGGCUGCGCAAGAAGCAUUGACAAGCUGAAGAAAUUAGCAGACGACAUCAAAGCAUCAGGUCGUGGUGAAAUGCUACCAGUCAAAUGUGAUUUGACAAAGGAAAAAGAUAUAUUGGGAAUGUUUGCUGAAAUUUCCCGCCAAUGGGGUGGUGUUGACGUCUGCGUCAAUUGCGCUGGCCUAGCCUUGGAGGCACCAAUCAUAGAUGGGGACAAAGACAAAUGGAGAAAUAUGUGGGAGGUUAAUGUGAUGGCUCUUUGCUUGUGCACCCAGGAAUCGGUUAAAUCAAUGAGGCAACGAGGCGUGGAUGAUGGCCACAUCAUCAAUAUCAACAGUCUGUCGGGUCAUCGUGUUGGGAAGAGUCACUUCUACUCCGCCACAAAGUACGCCGUCACUGCGCUCACAGAGGGCGUGCGCUGGGAACUCAGGGGCAUUAACUCGCAUAUCCGAGUAACUAGCAUCAGUCCCGGGCUGAUUAAAACCCAUUUCGCCGAGACAAUGUACGGGUCGGCCAGCGCCGCCCAGGAGCUCUACACUGCAAGACAGGCAUUACAGGCAGAGGACAUAGCCAAGAUGAUAGAGUUUGCUUUGGCUGCACCAGAGCAUGUCCAGAUUCACGAACUGAUGGUACGCCCAACAGAGCAAGUUGUUUAGAAGAACUCAGCGAACAUUUAACAUUAUUGUACAGAACAAUAUAUACAGCUAAAACAUGGUUUAAUUAUGUCAUGCUGUAUCUGCAUUUGUACCAUAUUAUCACAGAAAUUAGGUCUUUGUUUGUGAACCUCUGUAUAUAUAUGAAGAGUUUAGGCGCAAAACGCGAUAUAUAAUUUUUUUUUUUUUUUUCAGUAAAAGUGAUUUUUUUAAUUGGCGUAUAUCGCGUUUUGAUAAAAACGGGAUUUACCCAAUACAAUUUC
Messenger RNA from Gigantopelta aegis, 1266 nucleotides. RefSeq names its product dehydrogenase/reductase SDR family member 11-like. Bases 197 to 1006 code for a protein of 269 amino acids. The record is from RefSeq and is a predicted model, not a curated record. The transcript is spliced from 8 exons. Lineage: Eukaryota; Metazoa; Mollusca; Gastropoda; Neomphalida; Peltospiridae. Gene Ontology annotation, molecular function: oxidoreductase activity.